AAAUUCCCCUUUGUCCUCCCCCCCCCCCCCCAACCGGUUCCCGUCCGUCGUUACUUUUCCAGACCAGGAUUUGGAAUCCUCACCUAUCACUCAGUGUGACGACCCCUGUUCAUGUUGGUGGUCGGUCGCUCGCAUGCCGGCUGAAUUGCUAUCCUCCCCCCCCUCGCCCCUCAUGAUCUCGACCAUCCCCCCGCCGCGCCCCGUGUCGGUGAACUCGCUGGCUAGGGCCUCGGCCGUGCCCGCUCCCUACGCCAAAGCCAGCCGCUGCACCAGUGCUGAAAUCCAGAUUCCCGACGGCCCCUUCCACCCCCCGGUGGGGCCCGGGCAGCUGGUCUGCCAGUCCCCGGUGGAUACCGAGAUGGAGGAUGCGCGGAGCGGGGAGCGCCCCGGUCGGUCCGCUUGGCGCUUCGAGGACCUGCCCAUCGAGAUCCACGAGGCCAUUCUCGACCAGCUAUUCGGCGAGCGCGCCUCCGCCUUUACUUCGUGCGCCCCCGGGAAGUCCGUGCGCAGCUGCAACAAGGCCCUGCGGCACCCCCGGCGCAAGGUCCUGUCCAACCUGUCCCUGAUCACCCCGGUCUGGCGGGCGUUGGUGCAGGACCGCAUCUACAGACACAUCAAGCUCAAAGGAACUGCCGACGAGCUGGGCGAGAGCGCCCGGUGGUUCCGCGCACACCCCCACCUCGCGCCGUACGUCCGGCAUGUCGAGAUCUGGAUCCCCGUGUGGGGGCAACGAGCGGCCAAGCAUGCGACGCCCACCCGCCGGUAUGAGGAGGACGAUCAGACAGUCGCAUGGGAGUCGGACCACCCCAGCACGGACUACCGAUAUCAUUAUGCCAGCCACAACGCCACGCUGGAGGAGAUGUUUGCGCACGUCAAGGCCAACUUUCCCGAAGCACGCAUCCUGACACUGGAGGGGGGGCACUGCAAGCGGCCGCCCAUGGUGCGGCACUUCCGCGACGAUCCGUGCGGGCACACACGACGGCGGCUGCCGGCGCUGCCAGACGUGCAAACCUUUGUCAUGCGCGGGGCGUGGAAUAUCAUGCGCGACUAUCAGCAGUGGUGCAACCUGGCGCAGGCGCUGCCGGGGGUGCGCGAGUGGCACUGCGCCUACGCUAAGCCGAAGAUCGAGGGCUACGAGACGAUGGCCGAUAUUCUGCUGCGGCUGUCGCCGACGCUGGUCCACGUCAACAUCAGCCUGGAGGGAUUCUACAGCAAGGACAACACGCAGUCGGGCUGGGUCCACGACGGCAUCAAUCCCCCGCAUCUGUGCCGGCUUCUGGGGGAGGCAGCGCCGCGGUUGGAAUCGCUAGCGUUCACGGGCAAGGUGUGCGCGUGUCUGUUCCAGGCGACGCGGGGGGCGAUGGCGAUGGGGACGGCCAAGUCGAAGCUGAAGUCGCUGGACCUGGUGGUGAAGACGUGCUGCCGCGAGAAGCGCAGCAACCCGGGACUGGGCUUCUUGGACGACUUCUCGGGGAUCACCAACCUGAACUUCAUCCGGUCGUUCGAGAAGCUGGUGCUGGGGGCAGUGCACAGCCUGCAAAUCCACACGGCACUCACGUACAUGCGCAUCCGAUUCAUCGACCUCGACUCGGCAUGUCCACCACUCAACCCAUACUUCCAGCUAGUGAACAACGAGUGCACGGGACUGUGGAACGAGCGAAUCCUGGAGACGCUGUACGAAUCCCGGCCGCAGGCGCACUAUCUGGAGCUGUCCGACGGGAUAUAUCCGCAGUACGGGCACAACCGACAGAUCGUGGGGGCGGUCUAUCCGCGCACGCGACCGCAGAGCAUCCACUCGUCGACCUACAAGGUCAUCGCGGAUGUCUCGAAGCCGUAGGCAGACCAUUUAUCGGAGAGAAAAGUUAUCAAUAGCGUGAUACCUACCACCUACUACUACCUACCUGUCCAGUGGACAUAAUGAGAUAUGCUUAUGACAAUUAGCAUCCGAGGAUGCAAUAACUUUACACAAUAGCUUCACAAUGAAAUACCCUUACACGAU
Molecule: messenger RNA, 1999 nt
Organism: Aspergillus heteromorphus CBS 117.55
Lineage: Eukaryota; Fungi; Ascomycota; Eurotiomycetes; Eurotiales; Aspergillaceae
Exons: 2
Coding region: 173-1837 (554 amino acids)
Source: RefSeq, a predicted model, not a curated record